Messenger RNA from Sinocyclocheilus grahami, 1192 nucleotides. It is a transcript of the gene lamtor3, whose product is annotated as late endosomal/lysosomal adaptor, MAPK and MTOR activator 3. The transcript is spliced from 7 exons. The record is from RefSeq and is a predicted model, not a curated record. Gene Ontology annotation, biological process: positive regulation of TOR signaling; cellular response to amino acid stimulus. Gene Ontology annotation, cellular component: Ragulator complex. Lineage: Eukaryota; Metazoa; Chordata; Actinopteri; Cypriniformes; Cyprinidae. Bases 152 to 532 code for a protein of 126 amino acids.
CUCUGCUUGGACGGGAUGUUUGACGGAUAUUACGUACACGGAAAGGCUUGUGUUUUCUGUCAUGUGAUGAGCGCACAUAAACAAGCGAAGAACUUUUGAUAAAAUUGGGUUAAAGUGAAGGGUGCAGCAGGCGAACUCUAUAUUCAAUCUGAUGAAUAUGGCAGAUAAUCUGAGGAGUUAUUUGUAUAAACAACUGCCAAGUGUUGAAGGACUCCAUGCAAUAGUGGUGACAGAUAGAGAUGGAGUCCCUGUAAUCAAAGUUGCCAAUGACAAUGCCCCUGAAUAUGCACUGCGGCCAGCGUUCCUGUCCACCUUUGCGUUGGCAACUGACCAGGGCAGCAAGCUGGGUUUGUCCAAAAAUAAGAGCAUCAUUUGUUAUUAUAACACUUACCAGAUUGUACAGUUUAACCGAUUACCCUUAGUCAUAAGUUUCAUCGCAAGUAGUAAUGCAAACACAGGUCUGAUCUUCAGUCUUGAGAAGGAGCUAGUUCCUCUGAUUGAAGAACUAAGGCAGGUGGUGGAAGUAGCUUAGCAGUUAUUCAUCUCAACACCUACAGACAUGUGGAUGAGGAUAAGAAAGCCAGAUAUCACUCAUCCAGCCUGAUGUCUUGAUGUCGUAGUUCAUACACAAUGUUGGAUGGUCUUGAUGCUGUAUGUCUUUUAUGAAUGUAACCUGCUCCUUUUUGUCUCCUCAUUAAUAAAUUUGUCUAAAGCUUUGGUUUACAAAAAUACAUUUUUUAUUGGCUUUUUUUUAAUCAUUUUUUACAUGGUAAAAAAACAAUUCUUGGUUGGAAAAUAGGUACUGUGUACAUGUUUCUAAACAAAGCAAGAGUGCUCAUUGUCAGUUCACACAUCACAUUAGAAGUAGCAUUGCUCCUUAGAGAAUUUAUAAUUUUAUUAUAAUUUUAACUUUGGUGAUCUAUAGAGUGCUGCAGGGAUUCAGUAUUUUUGUAGCCUAAAACCCAGUAACGAGUAAUAAUUUUAGCACGUUCAGUUCCAUCAUCCUGAAAUCAAUGGGGUUUUUUUGAAUGGGGUUUUUGGUUAAAUGCCUGAAAUAGUGUUUGUAGUUAACACAAGCUCAGGAUUGUUUCAUGUCUUGUUCUACAACAAACGGCUAAAUGGGUCUACAGAGGUUGUUGGGGACAUUAAAAGUAAUUAAGCCAAACAGGUAAACUCAUCUAAUCCACUUUCA